Amphibalanus amphitrite is the source of this 3767-nucleotide messenger RNA. Its product is annotated as serine-aspartate repeat-containing protein F-like. The record is from RefSeq and is a predicted model, not a curated record. Bases 221 to 3097 code for a protein of 958 amino acids. The transcript is spliced from 2 exons. Lineage: Eukaryota; Metazoa; Arthropoda; Thecostraca; Balanomorpha; Balanidae.
CGGCGGGCGAGCCCGCUCCGAAACGGGCCGCCGCUGGACGAGGAAAACGCUGCUCCAGGAUGUGCCGCGGGCGGUGGCCGUCUGCACGGACGGUCGCCUUUCGGUGACGUCGAUCAACGAGCCCGCGGGGGGUGUGCACCACUGACAGCGGUAUAUAUUGCACUCGAGGACGGACCGCUCUUCAGUUUUGGACUGGCUUCCGACUCCCAACACCAUCAACAUGAAGCCACUCCAGUUGGUAUCGGCCCUGGUGGUCCUGAUCUGCCUCGUCUCGUUGGUCUCAGCUGGUCUGAGGCUGCGCCGGUCGCGCGAGGAGGAUGGCCAGGAGCUGGCCUACGCACACCAACUGGAGAGCCAGGUGCCCUAUUUCAUCAGACGCCAGGAGCGCUCUGCUGAGGGCUACGUAAUCGACAACAGUGGCGAUGACGACAGCGACGUCCAAGCCGAAGAUAGCGGAGACGCCGGAGCCGAGGAGUCGGGCGGAGACGCCGGCUCCGAAGGCAGCGAAGGCUCCGACGGAGGCAACAACGGAGAAGAGGAGGACUCCGGUGACGACUCUGGCGAAGACUCUGGAUCUGAUGGCGACGACAGUGCGUCUGACGGCGAGGAAUCCGAAUCGGACGGAGAGGACUCCGAGUCUGACGGAGACGACGAAUCCGAUGAGGACGACUCCGAAUCUGAUGGCGAGGACUCCGACGGAGACGACGAAUCCGAUGAGGAUGACUCUGAAUCUGAUGGUGAGGACUCUGAGUCUGACGGAGAGGAGGACUCCGAUGAGGAUGACUCCGAAUCUGAUGGCGAGGACUCCGAGUCUGACGGAGACGACGAAUCCGAUGAGGAUGACUCUGAAUCUGAUGGUGAGGACUCUGAGUCUGACGGAGAGGAGGACUCCGAUGAGGAUGACUCCGAAUCUGAUGGCGAGGACUCCGAGUCUGACGGAGACGACGAAUCCGAUGAGGAUGACUCCGAAUCUGAUGGCGAGGACUCCGACUCUGACGGAGACGACGAAUCCGAUGAGGAUGACUCCGAAUCUGAUGGCGAGGACUCUGAGUCUGACGGAGAGGACGACUCCGAUGACGAUGACUCCGAAUCUGAUGGCGAGGACUCCGAGUCUGACGAGGACGAUUCUGAAUCUGAUGGUGAGGACUCCGAGUCUGACGACGACGAUUCCGAAUCUGAUGGUGAAGACUCCGAAUCCGACGGCGAGGACUCCGAAUCUGAUGACGAUGACUCUGAGUCCGACGACUCCGACUCCGAUGAUGACGACUCCGAGUCUGACGGCGACGAUUCUGAGUCUGAUGACGACUCCGAGUCUGAUGACGAUGAUUCUGAGUCUGACGACUCCGACUCCGAUGACUCCGAGUCUGAUGACGACGACUCUGAGUCCGACGACUCCGACUCCGAUGAGGAUGACUCCGAGUCCGAAGAUGACGAUUCUGAGUCUGACGACUCCGAAGACGAUGACUCCGAGUCCGAAGACGAUGAUUCUGAGUCUGACGACUCCGACGACUCCGAAUCCGAAGACGAUGAUUCUGAGUCUGACGACUCCGACUCCGAUGAGGAUGAUUCUGAGUCCGAGGACGAUGAUUCUGAGUCUGACGACUCCGAUUCCGACUCCGACGACUCCGAGUCCGAAGACGAUGAUUCCGAGUCUGACGACUCCGACUCUGAAUCUGACGACGACGAGGGCGAGGAAUCCGAUGACGGUGGCGAGAACCAGCGCAAGAAGAAGAAGAAGGUAGCGUCGAAGGAGGAGGGCUCCGCCGGUGACGAUGGUGGCGACGCCGCCGAGGAAGAAGAGGAAGAAGAGGAAGAGGAGGAGGAAGAGGAGGAGGAUGACUCCGAUGAUGACUCCGACUCUGAUGACUCCGACUCCGACUCGGGUGACUCCGACUCCGACUCGGAUGACUCCGACUCCGAAGACGACAGCGACUCCGGAGAGGAAGGCUCGGGCAAGUCUGGAAACAACAGCGAAUCGGAUGACGACUCGGAUUCGGAUGACGACUCGGAUGAUGACUCCGAUGACGACAGCGAUGACGACUCCGAUGACGACAGCGAUGACGACAGCGACUCGGAUGAUGACUCCGAUGACGAUAGCGAGUCGAAUGAUGACUCCGAUUCGGAUGACGACAGCGAGUCGGACGACAGCGAGUCGGAUGACGACUCCGAUGAUGACAGUGAGUCGGAUGACUCCGAUUCGGAUGACGACAGCGACUCUGAUGACGACAGCGAGUCGGAUGACGACUCCGACUCCGACUCCGACUCCGAUGAUGACAGUGAGUCGAAUGAAGACAGCGACUCCGAGGACGACAGUGAGUCUGAUGACGACAGUGACUCCGAUGACGACAGCGACUCCGAUGACGACUCCGAUGACGACAGUGACUCGGAUGAUGACUCCGAUGACGACAGCGACUCGGAUGACGACUCCGAUGACGACAGUGACUCGGAUGAUGACGACAGCGACUCCGAUGACGACUCCGAUGACGACUCCGAUGACGACAGUGACUCGGAUGACGACUCCGAUGACGACAGCGACUCGGAUGACUCCGAUGACGACAGCGACUCGGAUGACGACUCUGAUGACGACAGCGACUCGGAUGAUGACUCCGAAGACGACAGCGACUCGGAUGAUGACUCCGAUGACGACAGCGACUCCGACAGUGACGACGAUGAUGAGGAGGAAGGUGAAGAUAACGGCGAUGCCGAGAACAACGGCGAUGCCGGCAGCAACGGCGAUGCCGGGACCGACGGCGAACCCGGUUACAACUACGCUGAGGCCAGCGGCGGAGAAGAGGCCAAGGCCGAGUCCAGCGGACAGGGCGAGGCGGCCAAGGCCGAGGAGCCUGAGGUCGUGCUGGUAGUAGAGGAGGUGGCCGUGCCGGAGCCCGAGGUGGUGGUGCCGGUAGUCGAGGAGGCCCAGUUCUACGAGCCGGUCGCGCCGCGCCCCAAGCCGUUCUUCCCGGCCGGCUACAACCAGUUCGUGCCGCCGUUCGCCGGCGCUCCCAACACGCUGGUGAUCACCCCUCCCGCAGCGGGCGUGCAGCAGCAGCAGCAGCAUCAGCAGACCGCCUACCGGAAGCGCCGCGGAGCCUACUAGACAGUCCAAAACCAGUUCAACACCGGGCGGAGACGCCGAUAGGCUGCUGACGCGCGUGGGCGCACAUCGAGGGCCUGAGCGGUCACAUUCGGCGAAGGCGGCCACACGCAAUCCGCCAACGCCUGGCGAAACCGGCAGGCUCUUGAACACUGAUAUUCUGUGAACUCCUGGUGAUGGCUGUGUCCACGCUAUCCCGUGCUCUCCUAUUUUCGUCACGUGUGAGUUUGUUUUCCAAAGAACCGCUGCUGUGUGUUAUAACGCAGCUGCGAUGAUGCUAUAACCUGCUGCUAGAUGCGGACACUUCUCUAGCUCGUCUUCCACAGCGACCGAAAUCCAGCGUCGCUCACUGAGCUCGCACCGCAAACCUUCUCACCCUCUGUCUUAUUCCAUCACCCUUUCCACUUUUCUUCCCAUUCCUAUGUGUGUGCUGUCGUUAUUGAAAGUUGUGCGUGUCUGUCCCUUGUUAACUGUGUGUGUUCUCCUUUGUCCCGUGAUAACUUCGUCCUUCGUUCUACGUUUCUUGUGUGCAUGCCUCCCCUACGGAGGUGUCCCUCGUGAUAUGCAUGUUCGUGGCGUCCCCUGUUCGGUUCUGUGCCCUUAUGUUCGUCCACGUUGUGUAGUUUGUAGGUGAUUGGGCGAUAUGUCCUGCAAUAUACAUAUAUUUCUUCGU